AUGGACAAGCCGACCAGCACCGAGGCCCAAGCCUCACAAUCUACAGGGGGUGUCAUUGCAGACAACACCGACAGCAAUCAGUCUUCCGGGACGCCGAUGGAAGUGUCGAGCUCCGUUGGCGAGAAGAGCGAGGUACAGGUAUUCAAUGAGCAGACGAAUUAUGUCUCCAAACGCAAGAUCAUAACUCAGCAGAUAUUCCUGGCCUGUGCCAGCAUCGACCUUGUGGCGCUCAUGGACCAGACCACCCUCGCGGCCAGUUUGUCCAUUGUCGGCAAUGCCCUGCAAGCAGGGCAACAACUGUCUUGGCUAGCCAAUGGCUACUUUAUCACGUCCACGGUGGGGCAGCUCUUGUACGGCCGACUCUCAGACAUCUGGUCGCGCAAGGUGAUCCUCAUGUUUGGCCUGGCAAUUUUUGGCCUCGGUUCCCUGGCCUCCUCACUAGCUCAGACAGCUACGCAGCUCAUCAUCUUCCGUUGUUUCACUGGUCUAGGAGGCGGUGGACUCAUGACGGUUGCACAGAUGAUCGUCAGCGACGUGGUCCCUCUACGUGAGAGAGGAAAAUACCAAGGAAUCUUGGGUGCUGUCACUGCCUUGGCAAAUGGAAUAGGCCCCGUCAUCGGCGGCGCUCUGUCCUCCAAGGGGCCCGACUCGUGGCGCUGGAUCUUCCGCCUCAAUCUACCUCUGACGGUGCUGUCCACUCUAUGCGCACUGUUCUUCAUGCCGUUGAAGAAGGUGACGGCCGACUGGAGAGUGAAGUUUGGAGCCAUUGACUUUGUCGGCAUUUCCUUGGCUCUGGCCGGCACCACCAGCUUAAUGCUUGGUUUGACCUGGGGCGGCGGCGAGUACCAAUGGGCCUCAGCAGCCGUUCUCGUGAGCCUCCUCGUAGGCCUUGCCAUUUGCGUCGCUUUCGUCCUGUGGCAGUGGAAGGGGCCCAAGUACCCGGGCGCAGUGGACAUCUUUCGCUCCCGCAUGACGACGGGUGCCAGCAUCACCAUGGCCAUCAACGGGUGGAACUUUGUCGUGCAGGUCUACUACAUUCCCACCUUCUACCAGCUCGUCUACAACUAUGGCGCAACUAGGGCCGGCGUCAUGCUGCUCCCCAUCACACUGGUGCAGACCGCAAGCAGCACGCUCUCCGGUCUCGUUGUUCACUGGGUGGGGAGGUAUCGUGAGUGCAUCUUGUUCGGCUGGCUCUGCUGGGCCACUGGCUUGGGCCUCAUGUCCACUCUUGAUGAGACUUCAGGCCUGGCAAAGCAAAUCGGUUACUCCUUGAUCAUCGGCGUGGGAGUUGGAAACACUCUACAGCCCUUUGUUCGAAAUCUUGGUGCCACAUUUGGGCUUGCAAUCUGCGGCACGAUUGUAAACAACAUUGUUAAAAGCUCGAUCAGCAGCUUGGACUUGGACACAAAACAGCGUGAUUCCCUGCUCCGUAACCCACAGCGAUAUAUAUCAACGCUACCCGUUGAAGAGGCACGACGUAUUAGCGCCAUCCUCUCGCCCGCCUACCAGCGGUCUUUCAGAGUCAUUUUUGAGCUUGGUGCGGGUUUGGCAGCUGCAGCAUUCUUCGUAGCAUUCUUUCUGAUGCCGCAUAUUGACUUGACCCGGCCUGAUGAUCAAAAGCUAAAGGAAAAGGGCCGGAAAAUGCCCCUCAAGGAGAAGCCAGCGGCAGCUCCAUGA
Thyridium curvatum is the source of this 1677-nucleotide messenger RNA. RefSeq lists its product as uncharacterized. The coding region runs from base 1 to 1677 and encodes 558 amino acids. Lineage: Eukaryota; Fungi; Ascomycota; Sordariomycetes; Thyridiales; Thyridiaceae. The record is from RefSeq and is a predicted model, not a curated record. Gene Ontology annotation, biological process: transmembrane transport. Gene Ontology annotation, molecular function: transmembrane transporter activity. The transcript is spliced from 8 exons.